Messenger RNA from Manacus vitellinus (golden-collared manakin), 3324 nucleotides. RefSeq names its product platelet glycoprotein V. Gene Ontology annotation, molecular function: protein binding. The transcript has 2 exons. Bases 206 to 2131 code for a protein of 641 amino acids. The record is from RefSeq and is a predicted model, not a curated record. Lineage: Eukaryota; Metazoa; Chordata; Aves; Passeriformes; Pipridae. Gene Ontology annotation, cellular component: extracellular matrix.
UCUAGAGGAUGCGUUUUGCUGGUUUACUUCCCAUUUAAAGUGCAGAGUCAUGGUGAAGCCUGAUUGCCUGCUAUGCUCCCAGUAAGUUCCUCUAAAAAGCAGAUAAGUUUCUAAGAUACAGCUCAAAAUUCCUUUCUCAUGCUUCUGUGAGUUUAGGAACUUGGAAGAAAGUAAAAAAGCUAAUGUUUCUGGCAGUUCAACAAGGAUGUUGGUGUUCCGUUUGUCACUGAUGAUCAAGCUUUUCUUCCAGUUGGAUGCAUUGGUUUGUCCUGAGAAGUGUGACUGCUCUUCAAAAAAUGCAGUUCAUUGCUCGGGUCCCCACAUAAAAGACCUGGCAUCUUUAAAUCUGCCUUGCAACAUGACACAAAUCCACAUAACGAACACUAAUGUGCCGUACUUGCAGGAUGUUUUUUCUAGGAUGGUGGAACUGCAGCAUCUCAUCUUGUCUUCAAACAACAUCUCUCUGGUUUCACCAACGGCUUUUAAAGGGUUGAGAAAUCUAAAAGUCCUCAAACUGCUAGAUAAUAAGCUUGUUGAACUUCCUCCAGAAGUGUUUGAUGACAUGGUGCAGCUUCAGCAAUUGAUCAUCGAAAGUAACAGGUUGAAAUCCAUCGAGGAAAAUCUGUUUGACAAACUAGCUAGUUUGGAGGAACUUUACUUGAACAAAAACCAACUAACAGCACUUCCCAGUGACGUGCUGAAGAAUCUUACCAAACUCAAAGUACUGAACUUGUCAAGAAAUUACUUAGCAGCACUACCUAGAAAUAUAUUCAGUGCAUUAGCCAGGCUUGAGAAGCUGAUGCUGUAUUUUAACAGGCUGUCUUCAAUAGAGUCUGGUAUGUUUGAUAACCUGACGGAGCUGCAGGAACUCUUCCUGCAUUGCAAUAACAUCCAGUCCAUCGCCCCUGAUGCAUUUCAUUGUCUUCACAAACUGAGGCGCCUGACGCUCUCCAGAAACAACCUUGAGGUUUUGCCUUCUGGGCUUUUUUUGCACUUGCAUGACCUGUGUAAACUGACCUUAUACAGGAACCCACUGAAGUCUCUUCCAGAAAUACUGUUUGGAGAAAUGAGGCAUCUUGGUAGCCUGUGGCUGUAUCACACAAAGCUCUCAACGAUACCAGAUUUUGUGUUCAGUAACUUGACAAAUUUAGAGCUUCUUGUGCUGAGUUUUAAUCCAGAGCUUACGGUUCUUCCUAGGAAUGUGUUCAGUGGCCUGAAUGAACUGCGAGGCCUUUCUCUGCAUACAAACAAUAUUUCCAGUUUGCCAGAGGGCAUAUUUCUGAGCCUUCAGAAACUGCAGAACGUUUCCCUCUUUGGUACAAGGCUUGAGGUUCUUCCUAGAGACCUCUUUCAUAAUCUCAAGCACCUCCAGAAGGUUUACCUGAAUAGUACUAAGCUGCAGUUUCUUUCUGCAGACUUCUUUGCCGCUUUACCUGAGCUGCAAGAAGUUGUUCUUGACAACAACCCUUGGAAAUGUGAUUGCCAAAUUCUUGGCUUCCGAGAGUGGCUACAAAAGAGCACGGAUAUAGUUAAAGAUGUGCCAUCUCUAAUGUGCCACAGCCCACUGGCACUGCAGAAUAUUUCUCUUGUGGCUCUAACCAUUGAUGGCCUGAAGUGCCUGCCAACCACAGCCAUUACGUAUCAGACACUCAGCUCAACUUAUUCCCAGACCUUGACGUCUCCUGUGACGGAGCACUUAAGAUCAUCUUGGGAGAUUUCUGUAACAGCAGUGUUUGACAUGGAAAGCAGCACACCCACAUCAAUUCCUCCUGAGACUCCAGGUUUUACCUACUCCCAUGUUGAAGAUGUUGGACAGCCUGGGUUUCAUUUCUCAGAUGUUCCAAUACAAACUUCUCCCAGCGUCAUAGCACGAACUGACAGUGUCAGAGGAACAGAUUUAACUACUCUUGUCUGGUGGGAUGAGUUGCCAGCCCACAGGAGUGCUAAACCCUAUUUUAAUACCAGAAUUGCUUAUUGCCAGCUAUUCUUGUGCCUGCACAGUUUGAUUUUAGCACUCCAGACUGUAACCAUUGUGCUCAGUCUGUAUGUGAUGGGUAAAACUAGGCAACUCUUGCACUCCAAAAAUACUCCUGCUCAGCCUGUAGUUCUGAUAAGAUUGUUAAGAAGAUAGAGCAUACUAGCCCAAGAGAGGAUUAGAAGCAUUGCCUUGGAUGCAGUUUAAGCAGUUGAUACUCGAUUCAGAUCUGGAUUACAAAUCUUCAUAGCAAGAAUUAUAAAGACCUUGGCUUUACAGCAUAAUGAAAAUAUGCUUUUAUGUACAUCACAGUUUUUGCCAGAAGUGGCUGUAAUCACUGUACAUUGCUACAGCAUCUGGUGCAGGAACCCAGAGGGAGAGCUGAAAGUGCCUGUGGUCACCUCAACAUGUCCUCUGUGGGUUUCCUGCUUUGGCCCUCAGCCCUGUGCCUGCUCACACUGCUCCAGUGGGGUGGCAUUAACAUAGGAAUGUUGAUAGGAGCUCUACACAGGAACAUGGCUUUAACUGUGCUUUAGAGAGUGCCCAAAGUACUCUAAAUGCUAUUAUGCCUUAUACUGCCUGUUUUGUCUCCUUAUUGAGAAAACAAAUGGUAUUUUUGGGAGGAGAUGCUGGGAAGGACCUUUUAACAAUGGGAGUGUGGGUGGAAUGGUACGAUGCAAGUGUCUUAGCUUUUGUUCUCUGUCCUCAGCCCCUUUCCAGGAUGUGGCAUGAGGAAGGGGUACCAUUUAAAGCUAACAGCAGAGGAAGAUGGUGAGAUAGGAAGUAUAAUCUUGAUGUACUUUAUUGUUUGUCUGGGGAGGGGGAGAGUUGGAAACUUUGUAAAGUUACUACAGCUCUGAAUUUGAAGUAAACACUUUCAUCCUUAAACUUUGGCCAGUGGUCUGAAAAAGCAAGGUGUUACUGGCUGUGUGAUGCAGGAAAUCUUGAAACCAGAAUAACAGGCAGGUGCCCAGAACUGAGGCUGGGCUUCACAGGAAUGUAUUAGAUUGGAGCUGGUCUUGACUGAGGUGGGAGAGAAAGGCAUGGUCUCUCCUGGGCUGGCUAGCCAAACAGGCAUGCAGCCAAGCAGCAGGGAGCCUGCCUGAACUGAGGGCCCUGAAAUGUCACCACUGUUUUGAAGCUGACUGGGGAACGUACACAACUCCAUCAGCUUGGAGUGUGCAGUAGCAUUUUCAGUCUGGCUAAUUUUUACCUUAUUACAUAGUGCUACUCCCUGACUUCCAGGCCUUUCAAGUGUUGAUAUGCAAAGACAACUACAAGGCAAUAAUGUGGGUUUUGGUCUUCAUACCAAAAUGCUUAUUAUUAUUUGAAUUAUGUAAAUAUUUUAG